AUGCGGUCAGGGGACCUCGACCUAUCAGACGCCUGGUUUGAAACAGUGUGGAGAGCAGACAUAUUUACAAAGACGCUGAUUGGCUGCCUGGACCCGUUGCUGCGCUGCGUCAACGUGGCCGCCAUAUUGGAAAGGGCGGCCGGCUAUCGGCAAAAAGGCACCGGCGGUCCAGACGGGACGGGGCCGGGACCGGGAGACAACGCCCCCGCCCGGACCGCGCAUCACCUGGGGUCCUGGGACCGACCCCGAGACGGCCGAGAGACCCUUGGGGACUGCGGCCCAGAGCAGCCGGAGAGAGCAGACUCCCCUGGACCCAGCUGUGUCUCCAUGAAGAGUGACCGCUCUAUGGAACAUCCUCUUAAGUUUGAAGAUGGAAAUCAGUCAAUUGAGAAGAGAAGAGUCCAGCAGCAGAGAGCAGACUCCCCUGGACCCAGCUGUGUCUCCAUGAAGAGUGACCGCUCUAUGGAACAUCCUCUUAAGUUUGAAGAUGGAAAUCAGUCAAUUGAGAAGAGAAGAGUCCAGCAGCAGAGAGCAGACUCCCCUGGACCCAGCUGUGUCUCCAUGAAGAGUGACCGUUCUAUGGAACAUCCUCUUAAGUUUGAAGAUGGAAAUCAGUCUAUUGAGAAGAGCCCAGAGCAGCCGGAGAGAGCAGACUCCCCUGGACCCAGCUGUGUCUCCAUGAAGAGUGUCCGCUCUAUGGAACAUCCUCUUAAGUUUGAAGAUGGAAAUCAGUUAAUUGAGAAGAGCUUUUAUCAAACGUCCAUAAAUCCUGGUUCUUGUUUUUCUAGAAGAGUCCAGCAGCCGAGAGCAGACUCCCCUGGACCCAGCUGUGUCUCCAUGAAGAGUGACCACUCUAUGCAACCUCCUCCUACGUUUAAAGAUGGAAAUCAGUCUAUUGAGAAGAGCGUGAGUAAGGAGACUCUCCCGGAGGGCUGCUGCGUUCUGGACCAGUUGGAGGCUGUUGAUGGAGGUGGUGGUUAUGCCGGCGAGGAGCGAGUUGCAGUAGUCGAGGCGGGAGGAGGUGAAGGCAUGGAUGAGUCUUUCGGCAGCGUGUGGUGUUCUGCUGCUGUCAAGUGCCAAAAUAAAAUCAAGUCUCGUUUGGGGAAGAAGUUCAGGUGUGUGUUUGAGGGAAUCGCUAAAGCAGGACAGCGAACAAAUCUGAACUACUUCUACACAGAGCUCUUCAUCACAGAGAGAGGCAGUGGGGAGGUCAACCAGGAACAUGAGGUCAGACUGAUUGAAACCGCUUCCAGGAAACCAGCCAAGGAGGAAACACCAAUCAGAUGUGAGGACAUCUUUAAACCCUUUCCUGGACAAUAUAAACCAUUCCGGACAAUAAUGACAACUGGAGUGGCAGGAAUUGGUAAAACCGUCUUAACACACAAGUUCACUCUGGACUGGGCUGAAGGCAAGGCCAACCACGACAUACAAUUCACAUUUCUCCUCACUUUCAGAGAGUUGAAUUUACUGAGCAGGAAAGAGUUUAGCUUGGUGGGACUUCUUCAUCACUUCUUUAUUGAGACCAAAGAAGCAGGAAUCUGCAGAUUCGACCGGUUCCAAGUUGUCUUCAUCUUGGAUGGUCUGGAUGAGUGCCGACUUCCUUUGGACUUCCAGAGAAACCCGAUCUGGAGGGAUGUCACAAAGCCCACCACGGUGCACGUGCUGCUGACAAACCUCAUCAGGGGCGACCUGCUUCCCUCCGCUCACAUCUGGAUAACCACACGCCCUGCGGCAGCCAAUCAGAUCCCUGCUGAGUGUGUUGGUAUGGUGACAGAGGUGAGAGGGUUCACCGACCCACAGAAGGAGGAGUACUUCAGGAAGAGAUUCACAGAGGAGACACUGGCAAACACAAUCAUCUCUCACAUCAAGAAAUCACGAAGCCUCCACAUCAUGUGUCACAUCCCAGUCUUCUGUUGGAUAGCUGCAACAGUUCUGGGAGACUUCUUCAAAACAUCCCAAAUAGGAGAAGAGAUGCCCAAGACUGUGACUCAGAUGUACAGCCACUUUCUGAGGGUUCAGUCCAUACAGGGGGGCAGGAAGUAUCAUGGGAGAGCUGAAACAGAUCAAGACUGGAGUUUAGAGAGCAAGGAGAUCAUUGUUUCUCUGGGAAAACUGGCUCUUAAGCAGCUGGAGAAAGGUCACCUGAUCUUCUACGAGGAAGACCUGGCAGAGUGUGACAUCGAUAUCAGAGCAGCCUCAGUGUACUCAGGAGUGUUCACCCAGAUCUUUAAAGAGGAGUGUGGGCUGUACGAGGAAAAGGUGUUCUGCUUUGUCCAUCUGAGCAUCCAGGAGUUUCUGGCUGCCCUUUCUGUCUUUAUGUCAUUCAUCGACUCUGGGGUCAAUCUGCUCUCAGGACAACCACAAACCCAGUGGUCUGAACUCUACCAGAGUGCUGUGGACAAGGCCUUACAGAGUGAGAACGGACACCUGGACUUGUUCCUCCGUUUCCUCCUGGGUCUCUCUCUGGAGAGCAAUGUGAUUGUCCUACAAGGUUUGCUGGGAAAGACAGAAAGUAGCUCACAGACCAGUAAGGACACGGUGUCUUACAUCAAGACGAAGAUAGGGGAAAAUCCCUCUACAGAGGGAAGCAUCAAUCUAUUCCACUGUCUGAAUGAGCUGAAUGACCGUUCUCUAGUGGAGGAGAUCCAACAGUACCUGACAUCAGGAAGACUCUCCGAAAAAUCUCUCUCUCCUUCUCAGUGGUCAGCUCUGGUCUUCCUCUUACUGUCGUCAGAAGAGGAGCUGGACGUGUUUGACCUGAAGAAAUACUAUGCUUCAGAUGAGGGUCUUCUGAGGCUGCUGCCAGUGGUCAAAGCCUCCAAAAGAUCUCUGCUGAAUGAUUGUCAUCUGUCAGAGAGAUGCUGUGAAGCUCUGGCCACAGUUCUCAGCACCAACUCCUCUAGUCUGAGAGAGCUGGACCUGAGCUUCAAUGAUCUGCAGGAUUCAGGAGUGAAGCUGCUCUCUGCUGGACUGGGGAGUCCACACUGUACACUGGAAACUCUCAGGCUGAGUGGCUGUAAUCUGUCAGAGGAAUGCUGUGAAGCUCUGGCCUCAGUUCUCAGCUCCAACUCCUCUAGUCUGAGAGAGCUGGACCUGAGUACCAAUGAUCUGCAGGAUUCAGGGGUGAAGCUGCUCUCUGCUGGACUGGGGAGUCCACACUGUACACUGGAAACUCUCAGGCUGAAUGGCUGUCAGCUGUCAGAGAGAUGCUGUGAAGCUCUGGCCUCAGUUCUCAGCUCCAACUCCUCUAGUCUGAGAGAGCUGGACCUGAGUACCAAUGAUCUGCAGGAUUCAGGGGUGAAGCUGCUCUCUGCUGGACUGGGAAGUCAACACUGUACACUGGAAACUCUCAGAUUGUCUGGCUGCCUGGUCACACAGGAAGGCUGUGCUUCUUUGGCCUCAGCUCUGAGCUCCAACCCCUCCCAUCUGAGAGAGCUGGACCUGAGCUACAAUCACCCAGGAGACCCUGGAGCUGCGCUGCUCUCUGCUGGACUGGAGGAUCCACGCUGGAGACUGGACACUCUCAGUGUGGAGCACGGAGGAGUGAGGAAGCUGAAACCAGGUUUAAAGAAGUAUGCCUGUGAACUCACACUGGACCCGAACACAGCCAACAGAAAUCUCUCUCUGUCUGAGGACAACAGAAAGGUGACGCUGGUUGGAGAGGACCAGUCGUAUCCGGAUCGCCCAGAGAGAUUUGACAGCUGGGACCAGGUUUUGUGUCAAGAGGCUCUGACUGGCCGCUGUUACUGGGAGGUAGAGAGGAAGGGAGGGUUUUAUAUAGGAGUGACAUACAGAGGAGUCACGAGGAGAGGACGGGGUGGUGACAGCCUGCUUGGAUUGAACAACAAGUCCUGGAGGCUUGAGUGUCAUGAUGGUGGUUACUCUGCCUGGUACAACGAUAGUAGAACAGCCAUACGUCUCCCCCCCCCUGACUCCACCAGAGUAGGAGUGUAUCUGGACCGGCCUGCUGGCUCUCUGUCCUUCUACAGAGUGUCCCCAGGUGGAGGAGGGUCCUCAGACACACUGACACACAUCCACACCUUCCAGACCACCUUCAGCCAGGGGGACCUCCUCCCUGGGAUUGGGUUCUGGGCGCGUGAGGCCUCAGCGUCUCUAUGUAAGCUAUAG
Messenger RNA from Gadus chalcogrammus (walleye pollock), 4128 nucleotides. Its product is annotated as NACHT, LRR and PYD domains-containing protein 12-like. The record is from RefSeq and is a predicted model, not a curated record. The coding region runs from base 1 to 4128 and encodes 1375 amino acids. Lineage: Eukaryota; Metazoa; Chordata; Actinopteri; Gadiformes; Gadidae. Gene Ontology annotation, molecular function: protein binding. The transcript is spliced from 15 exons.